This is a messenger RNA of Corythoichthys intestinalis (scribbled pipefish), 2123 nucleotides long. RefSeq names its product adhesion G protein-coupled receptor G3-like. Gene Ontology annotation, molecular function: G protein-coupled receptor activity. The coding region runs from base 56 to 1594 and encodes 512 amino acids. Gene Ontology annotation, cellular component: plasma membrane. Gene Ontology annotation, biological process: adenylate cyclase-activating G protein-coupled receptor signaling pathway; cell surface receptor signaling pathway. The transcript has 14 exons. The record is from RefSeq and is a predicted model, not a curated record. NCBI's taxonomy places the organism in Eukaryota, Metazoa, Chordata, Actinopteri, Syngnathiformes, Syngnathidae.
UCAUGACGUAAUCAAGCCAUUUCAGGACUCGUCGGCAUCCACUCAGGCUUCCACGAUGCGAGCACUUCUCAUCUGGCUUUUGUGCAACUACGCUGCUCAGGCUUGCCUCGAGUCCAAUGCCAGUUGUCCACUCUGCAAAGAUGUUUUCUCAAUCUGCCAAGAAGAACGUUCCUGGACCAGGUGUUAUAAGAAAAAGAUUGUAUCCUGCACAUCAAAAGGACGAGGGGGACUCAUCUGGACCGUUGACCCCUCUAAAGAGAGUGUGCAGAAUCCAACACAGAACCACAGCGUUCACAUCCCGUCAUCGGCCCUCCAGAAAAGCAGAGAGUCCGGGGACAAUGCCUUGGUGGUGGUAACCGUGCUGGAUAGCACAUAUUUCAAGCCCACCAGUAGAAAUAAAGGAAGAACAUUUCUUCAGGUCCCAACUGGCCCUACAGGCACAGUCUUAGGCAGAACCGUCCUGGUGGUGCAGGCAGGUUCAAAUCCGCUCCAGAACCUUCCAGAACCAGUAACAUUGACCUUCAAAUACAACGAGACGGUUGUUAACGGGACUUGUGUUUUCUGGGAGGAUGAAGACAAUGGAAGCGAGUUUUGGAGCACAUACGGCUGUAACACAAGCAACACUGGCAGUGAAUUUGUUUGUCAUUGCAACCAUUUGAGCUUCUUUGCUGUACUUGUGAAUCCCGAUCUAUCGCUGAGUAAAGAAGAUGCUUUCAACUUGAGUUUCAUCACAUACUUCGGAUCGGCGCUUUCAGUCGUCUUCAGCAUCAUCAGCUUGAUUCUCUAUGCUUGUUUAAAUAAGCGACAGCCGGACCGAGCCAUCGGCCUGCACACGCACUUGACGGUGGCGCUGCUGUGCCUGCACUCGUGCUUCCUGCUGAGCUGCUGGUGGGCUGAGAGGCUUGCUGCCCAGGCGUCCGAUUGGCUGUGCGGUGCCCUGGGCCUCGUUUUGCACUGGUCCCUGCUUGCCACUGUCUGUUGGUCGGCACUGGAGGGCUUCCACCUCUACCUCUUGUUGGUGCGCGUCUUCAACAUCUACGUCAGAAGAUACCUGCUCAAACUGAGCGUGUUGGGCUGGGGUGUGCCCACACUGAUUGCUCUGGCAUGUGGCGUGUCUGGUGUUUAUGGCAAAUACACGCUAGAUAUUUGGAACUCUGACAACAGCAGUUCAACAACGCAGCUAUGUUGGAUGAGCAAUUCUACUAGAAGUCUGGUCACCUACGUCACCACGGCGGCCUUCCCGUGCCUAGUCGUGGUCUUCAACUCCUGCAUGUUGGGCUUGGUGGUUCUCAAGCUUUGGAGACUCCGAGGAAGCGGUGGUGCGAAAAGCGAUUGGGAAAAGGUAAACAGGUUGUGGAAGGACUGCGUGACCGUGCUGGGCCUCAGCUGUGUGCUGGGCUUACCUUUUGGGUUGUUGACCUUCACCUACGUCUCCAUCCCGGCCAUUUACGUCUUCACCGCACUCAACUCGCUGCAAGGUGUAUUUGUGUUCCUGUGGUCUUUGGCGUUGCUGUGCAAGUCCCAAUCAGACACCUCCUCGUCCUCAAAAGACACAUCGACUCAGAAAAUCAUGACCACUAGCUUUAAUAGCUGAUGCCACACACACACCAUACAUUAGAUGUGUUCUAAAUUGGCUGCCAUUGAUGGUGUUAGAGCUCCAAUUUACUUGAAUUAUAAUUUAGAUGACUUGGGUGUGUGUUGCUGUCAAUGGCAGCCAAUGAGAUAAAAUUCUAUUGUGCUUUGUUUACAUGAAAAGUGUGCAGUGCACACUUUUUGGACUGUUGAUUUGGGGUUGUGGUUUUGUAUUGUGAAUGUUUGUUUUUUUUUGUAAAUUGUUUUGUGCAUUUUAUAUAUUUGUUAUUUUUUGGGAUUGGUUUCUAAAUAAAUGAUUUUAUUAUGUUUUUUUUUGAGCAUAUAUUUUUUUCAUUUUUAGAAUUAUUAAUUAUGAAGCAGUUGCAGUUAUUUGUUUCCCAUCAGAUAUCGCAGUUUCUUCUUGCGGUAAAACCCCGAAGCUUUGAGUCAUUUUCAAUACAAAAUAGAAGAUAGCUUUUGGGCCAAGCUGCAACUGUAUAUUAUGGCUAAUAUCAGUCCAUAUCAUUUCUAGUAAAUUACACAUAACAUUC